Aspergillus chevalieri is the source of this 1356-nucleotide messenger RNA. RefSeq lists its product as uncharacterized. The transcript has 2 exons. Gene Ontology annotation, molecular function: DNA binding. The record is from RefSeq and is a predicted model, not a curated record. The coding region runs from base 1 to 1356 and encodes 451 amino acids. Gene Ontology annotation, cellular component: nuclear origin of replication recognition complex. Gene Ontology annotation, biological process: DNA replication. Lineage: Eukaryota; Fungi; Ascomycota; Eurotiomycetes; Eurotiales; Aspergillaceae.
AUGAACAAUAGGCCAGUCGAGCAAGCAUUAAACACACUACUACCAACUCACGCGAAUGACCUUCCUCCAGAGCUCGUCAGUCUAGCUUCAAGCCUCGUCGCGCAAUCGCGAAGCUUCUCAGCCAGCCUCAAGCCCGAAGAGGAGAUCGCCCGGCCGUAUGCUUGUGCUGAGAUUGCUUGCCGGAGGCUAGGUCGAGCCCUCCGGUUACCCCCGUUACUAGGCCAUCCGCCCUGUCCUCCACGCGUCUACAAAAAGCUGUAUAGCUUCCUGGAUCGGUCUCUAGGCUCGAGUACAGCAGCAGUCAAACACUCAGCUAGUGGCUCAGCGCCCGGCACUCCUACACGUGCGGGAUCAAACCCGUCUACACCUACAAAAGACAGGACAACACUCGCCCGGACACCCUCGAUAUCAGCAGUUCCAGGCACGCCGCGCGGACUCCAGAACACCCCGAGCAAACCUACACCGUUGAAGAGAGCAGUUGGCAACGUCGAUUCAUCCUCGCAUACACGUACACCGCAGAGAGUAGAGAAGAAGAUCAGGCCCAAUGGUCUUCCGGGCUCAACGAUUGUUCCCGACGCGCCGGGAUGGGUGAUGGCUUCCAUCCGGACUGUGUGCAAGACGCUCUCAACCCCGGCACCGAGAACGAGUACUUGGUCUCGACCUCCUAUCUCAAAAACGUUUCCGCCGCAUAUGUUCGCAGGCGCGUCCUCAAUCCUCUACUUUAUUUCGAAAACAUCGAGCAGCGAUGCCGACGCGGAUUUGGACGAGGAAAUGCUGGAGUUCCUAGAACCCGUCAUGACAGUGAGAAAUCUGGAAAAAGACGAGGACUUCAAAGAAAUGAUCAACGCCUUAGUCGUGGCCAUCUACUUCCUCGUUCUUGCCCGCCGGCGAAACCCAGUCGACGCAGACGGCGAGCAAAACGGCGAGUCAAAGAAGCUCGAUAAGAAGACCUUCUCCGAGAUGCGUCAAACGGCCCUCGUCAGCCUUGGAUUCCCCGCAAAUGAACGCCGACACCGCGCCGACGUGGACCAGUGGAUCGCCCUCAUCAUGGAACAGAACUGGGCUCACGGACAAGAAUGGUUCGAGAACAUCCCGCAGGCGGGUGAGCUAGACGGUGAAGAGGAGUAUGAAUCCGAUGACGUCGCUGCUGGUGAAGGGGAUACUGCGAAGCGGCCAAAGACUGGUCGCGGAUUGCUGAACGCGUCGAGAAAGGGUUUGCUUCCGGGACUGGGGACGAUGAUGCAGGAUCGGGUGGAUUGGUUGAGCGAGGACCGGCAGGAGGAUUAUUUGGAAUGGAAGGCGGAUAUUAUGGGAAGGAUUGAGCAGGUGGAGGGGACUGGUCGGGUUGGGGCUUAG